Messenger RNA from Rhodamnia argentea, 1412 nucleotides. Its product is annotated as probable aspartic proteinase GIP2. Gene Ontology annotation, molecular function: aspartic-type endopeptidase activity. The transcript is spliced from 2 exons. The record is from RefSeq and is a predicted model, not a curated record. Gene Ontology annotation, biological process: proteolysis. The coding region runs from base 70 to 1380 and encodes 436 amino acids. NCBI's taxonomy places the organism in Eukaryota, Viridiplantae, Streptophyta, Magnoliopsida, Myrtales, Myrtaceae.
UUCCUCCACCUUAAAUCCACUCUCAACUGCAUCUUCCAGUUUUACAAACUCUCCCUCCAGCUCUCAUCCAUGGCUUCUGUUUCUUUCCACUUUCUUAUGUUCUGUUCGAUCCUUCUACCAAUCACCUUCCCCAUCACUUCACAGGCCUCGUUCAGGCCCAAGGCACUCGUCCUUCCAGUCACCAAGGACUCCUCAACUCUCCAAUACCUCACCACCCUGCACCAGAGAACCCCCUUGGUCCCUGUCAAGCUGACCCUCGACCUCGGCGGAAAAUUCCUCUGGGUCGACUGCAACCGAGGCUACACGUCCUCCUCCUACAGCCCGGCUCGGUGCCGUUCUGCCCCGUGCUCCCUCGCGGGGUCCAAGAUCUGCAUCAGCUGCUUCGCCGGGCCCUUGCCCGGUUGCAACAACAACACCUGCGGCCUCUCCCCGGACAACACUGUGACCCGCACCUCUACGGACGGGGAGGUGGCCCAAGAUGUCGUGGCAGUGCGGUCCACCAACAGGUCGAGCCCGGGCCCGAUCGUCUCGGUGCCCAAGUUCCUUUUCACCUGUGGGGCCACGUUUCUCCUACAGGGCCUGCCCAGAGGGGUCGAGGGGAUGGCAGGGUUAGGGAGGACUAGGAUUUCACUUCCAUCUCAAUUCUCAGAUUCCUUCAGCUUCGACAGGAAGUUCGCCAUUUGCUUGAGCUCAUCCUCAAGCUCCAGCGGAGCUGCAUUCUUCGGUGACGGGCCCUACAUGAUGCUUCCUGGGAUUGAUGUCUCGAAGUCUCUCAUCUACACUCCGCUGAUCAUCAACCCGGUAAGCACUGCAUCGUCUUACUUCGCUGGUGAGCCCUCAACGGAGUACUUCAUCGGGGUCAACUCCAUAAAAGUCAACGGGAAACAAGUCCCGUUAAACGCAUCGCUGCUGAGCAUCGGCAAAGAAGGCAAAGGGGGCACCAAGAUCAGCACUGUGAACCCGUACACCGUGAUGCAGACCUCGAUCUACAAGGCCGUGGUCGGCUCAUUCGUGAAGGAGCUCUCGCAAGUCCCGAGGGUCGCGCCAGUGAAGCCCUUCGGGGCAUGCUUUGACUCGAGUGGCAUCGCGAGCACGAGGGUCGGGCCGGGCGUGCCGCAGAUUGACCUGGUGCUGCAAAGUAGCAGCGUGGUUUGGACGAUGUUCGGGGCUAAUUCGAUGUUGCAAGCGAAGGAGGGUGUGCUGUGCUUGGCGUUUGUGGAUGGAGGGUUGAGUCCAGUGACUUCGAUAGUGAUCGGAGGGCAUCAACUGGAGGACAACCUGUUGCAGUUUGAUCUGGCCGCAUCAAGGCUUGGGUUCAGCUCUUCUCUCCUCUUCAGGCAAACCACCUGCUCAAACUUCAACUUCACAACUAAUGCUUAGUGGGAUCCCACCAUGAAUUUCUUUUCUUUCUU